CCAGCGGGGUUAAAUCUGCGGAGCCGGAGCCAUGGAGGUCCCCGUGGGGCUCCCUGACGGAGAGCAGCCCCCUGCCUUGGCCGCUGCUGCAGCUCUUCCCGGCCCGACACAGCCCACACCAGCAAAACCAGUACAGAUCACGGUACUGAAGGCGCAGGACCUGAAAACUAUCAAAAGCGACGUGUUGGUUACUUUGGUGCGUGCAGAGUACAAUGGCGCCAUCUUGGGAGACUCCUCCAGGAUUGAUGUCUUGCCAAAUGGGACAGCAAACUAUAAUUUCACGACCAGCUUUGAGUGCAGCCCCGAUGGGCCCAACUCCUUGGAUGACAUCGCACAGAAACCUCUGCUCUUGACAGUGAUAGAAGUGGUGCAAAAGGAGAAGAGACAGAAGGAGAAGACGGUGCCUCUUGGCCAAGCUGUGGUGGACCUCCUACCUCUGCUGCAAGGACAGUGUUCAUUUAAGGUCUCGGCUCCUUUGUAUGCAGUGCCUACCUCUCCAUUAGAGAGCCUUCAGCCGGAGGCCAAGGGUGGCCUUGAAGUGACAGUGUGCGCCGAAGAGCCCCUGCUUUCUGCAGCACAGCUUUCAGCUGGUAACCUCCUGAGCGUCACGCUGGAGGCGGCUUAUUCUGUCCCCGAAGCGUUUGCUCCCACCGGACCCCUGCAAAACUACAUGGCUUGCUUGCAAGUCCCGACAGCCGAGGAGAGGGAAGUCCCCUUGCUCUUCAAGAAUGGCAUCCUGAAGCUUGCUGGUGAAAAAGACCCAUUACCGCGGCCCAAAAAAUGGCCCCUUGAUAAUGUCAUGGCCCCUGGUGCUCUGAGCAUACCCAACUCCUUCAUCGUUGGUGGUCCCUAUGAAGAUGAGGAUGGAGAGCUCAACAAAAGAGAGGACAGGGAAUUUAGGAUCCAAGCAGAAAGGAUGAAGAGAAUCGUAUGGGACACGGAAAGGCGUUGUUACCUGGAUCCUGCUGCGGUACUCACCCUGCAGAAGCGCAUUGCGGAACGCCGGUCCUGGCCCGUGGAGGUCUGCAGGAUGGCUGUGGCCUCACCCAGCAAAGGCAAAACUAGCAAAGCUGACAAGGGAGAUGAGGACAAACAGAUUUUCUUCCACGGCGUGGCGUAUGUCAACAUGAUGCCUCUGCUGUGCCCUGGUGUGAAGCAGAUCCGAGGCGCCUUUCGUGUCUUUACCUACCAAGAGAGCGAGGUGUUCGAGAAGACUGGAAGUCAGCACAGCGUUUUCUGGGAUCUCAGGUCACAGCUCAGCCUGACUAAGGAAGGGCCGUGGACCCCAGGAAUCAGUACUCCCCUUUCCAGAGCCAUUCCCAGCAAGACUCAGAAGGAAGACAAAAUCAGCAAAGAAAAGGAUUCCAACCGAAGGAUGUCCAACACAUCCAAAAUCCCGUUGUCAGAUGCCACUGUAGACGCGGAAAACGCCACAUAUCUCAGCCUUGAUGGACAGCAAUACGCUGAAGCAGGAACAUUCCUGGUGAUGGAGAUAAAGCUGGACAAGGCCUUGGUACCAAAGCGAUUGCGAGAGGAGCUCACCAGACGGGUCAAGCAGAUGAUUCCUCCUCGCCCUCCGCUGCCUCCCCGGACUGCAGGAGCCAAGAAGGCUGUGGAAGAUUAUCACAACCAUGUCACGAACAUUGCCGUGGCCAUCCUGAGUGAAUACCACGAGCUCUUUGGGAAGCAGCUGCCUGACCGGGGAGCGAUAGACCCCCAAACUCUGGAGGAACAGAAGCGUCAGCUCAACUUCGAGCUCAAUAGCUCUGGGAAAUAUUUUGCUUUUAAGGAACAGCUAAAGUACGCUGUUGUGAAGAUUGUGAGGGAGAAGUACCUGAAGACCACGGCAUUUGAGACCCAGGAGGAGCUCCAGGCAUUUCUCAGUGAGCUCUACGUGUACCUUGUGGACCAGAUGCACGUUGCCCUGAACCAGCUACUGUCUGAGGAAGCUGCUUCCCCUGCCCCUCCGCCCCUCACGACCAAGGAGCAGCUCUGGCUCUUUGCUCACGAAGCUGAAGUCAACAAGGACUACAAGCUGGCAGCUCUCUACCACCAGCAGAGGGUAGCUCAGGACCAGAGCAACAUCCAGUGCUGGCUGGACUACGGGGCGUUCUGCCUCCUCCUUCAGGAAACCACCAAAGCCCAGGAGUGCUUCCAGAGGGCCCUUUCUCUGGACCCCCAUCACAUCCAAAGCUUGCUGCUCUGUGGGGUUGUGGCUGCCGUGCUGCAGCGCUACGAAGAGGCAGAGAUUUUCUUUGAGGAUGCCUGCUGCUUGGAGCCAUCCAGCAUCGUAGCCUGGACGCUUUCAGGUUUGUUUUAUGAGCUGCAGAAUAAUAAUAUUCAGGCGGAAAUGGCUUUCCGCGAGGCUAAGAAGCUGCUGCAAGCACAGCUCGCCAAGGAGAGGAGCAUCCCUGAGGCUGCUGAGGGCGAAGGAGGGACAAAGCACAUUUCAGCUGAGCAUGUGAGGUCUCCCAGCCCAGGCCCAGAAGACGGCUUGCCAGAGAGGAUUCCAGAUGGCUCAGCUGACGAAGCGCCAGAGGCGGUGGAGCCUGCCCUGGCCUGCACAGCACCUGAGGAAGAGGCUACUGCACCGGAGGCAGCCCCGAAAGCACCAUCCCCUGUUUCAGGACGUAGCCAACCUCCCUGCACAAUUUUCAUGAAGGCAGUGGAAUUCUUGAUGAAAGUCAACGCCAUCCAGUUUGUUCACAUGGCGCUUGCCCACGAGCUGCUGAGCCUUCAGGGAGGUCCCUCCUGCGCGUACUACCUGGCGCUGGCCCAGACUUACUUGCUGAAGGAAGAUUUCUCCAAAUGUGAAGAAUGUCUCUGCGAGGCCGUUAGGAUCGACUGCACGAAUCCAAACGUCUGGGCUCAGAAAGGGCACCUGUGCUACCUGAAGCGGGACUUCGGCGAGGCAAAGGAGUGCUACGAGCGAACCAUCAGCUUCGUGGAGGACGCUGCGGAUAUGCACUUCGUCUACCUGCGCCUGGGCUCCAUCUACCUGGAAGAGAAAGAGUACGGCCGGGCGAAGCAGACCUACCUGCUCGCCUGCGAGAACGCCGCGUCCUGCCUCACCUGGCUGGGGGUGGGAAUCGCCUGCUACAGGCUGGAAGAGAUGGUGGAGGCAGAGGACGCUCUCUCCGAAGCCAAUGCCCUAAACAACGCCAACGCUGACGUGUGGGGAUAUCUCGCCCUCGUCUGCUUGCACGGAGGCCGGCAGCCAGAGGCAGAGCUGUGCUACAAAUACGCCGUCAAGGUUCGUGCCUCCAUGGGGUCACCAGCCAGGGCGAGACCACCGGCGAGUGGGAAGGAAGCCGGGGCAAGUGGGAAGGAAGCUGGCCCACAGCGUUCCCGCACGGCGGGGCGCUGGCCCUUCCACCCCGCAGGUGUAUUUGAUGCUGCUCAGGAGAACCAGGUGGUUCGCAUCUCCUUCUCCAACCUCUUUAAGGAAUUCAGAUCCACAGCCACCUGGCUGCAGUUCCCCUUCGUCUGCGGAGCGGCCCUCAGCUCCAUCCUGCGGGUGAAAAACCUCUGCACGAGCGACUUGCUGUUCGACCCGGGCGUGACCUUCUCCGAGGCCCGGCAAAGCGACCUGGCCUACCGCGGGGUCGCCCCCAUGCCACGGGAGAUGGCUUUCCCUGUGCCCAAGGGAGAGAAGUGGCACGACCUCUACGACUACAUCAGGUUCCCAUCUGAAGGGUCCAAGCUGCUGUACGACUCCAUCCAGAAGAGCUGCCCUGGUCCUGUGGCAGGUGACCGAGUCUCAGAGGACCCCGUCUGCCAGCUGCCCCAGCCGGUGACACUCACCAAAGCGGUCCGUGACCGACUGUCCCUCGUCCAUCAGAUAACCAGUCCCAAAGCUGUGCCACGUCGGUGUCCUGUAAUUACGAAAAGCAUCCCUGAGGUUCAUCUGACAGCCCCGGGGCCUCCAAGAGCUGUGCCUGCUGGGCACCAGGAGCUAGCGAAGAACCAGAGGCCGCCCAGUGCUGGGCAGUCACCGUCAGUCAGUGAUGGUGGCAUCCACGUCUACGCUUACCAGAGGAGCGAACGAACCGUCCGAGCCGUCCACACCAGCUCGGAGGAGAGCGUGUACGGGAAGGGCCCUGGAGCAGCCGUGCUGGCCAGCAGGAGAGCCCCCGCCUGCAGGAGGCUCUUACCAGAUCCCAUCCUGAAGCUGAGGAUGAUUAUUGGCUUUGGAGGCUGCGGCACCAAGUGGGCGCUGUGGACUCGGAACAACGCUGCGGUGGUCUACCCCUGCCACGCCGUUAUAGUGACCCUGCAGAUCCAGACCGGAGAGCAGAGGUUCUUCAUCGGGCACACGGAUAAGGUGUCGGCGCUGGCCUUCAACGGGAGCAGCACCCUGCUGGCUUCCGCGCAGGCUGGUCCCCCGAGCGUGGUGCGACUCUGGGACUUCCCGACGGGCAGCUGCCUCUCGGUGUUUAAACCCCACAUCCACUCCCUCUCGUCCCUGAGCUUUUCCUACAGCGGAGCCGUUCUAUGUGGCGUCAGAAAGGACGGGCACGGCAAAACGGUGGUGGUGGUGUGGAACGCUGCUCGGGUGACCCGUGGCGGAGAGGUGGCCGUGCUGGCCAAAGCGCACACGGAUGUGGACAUCCAGGCCUUGAAGAUUGCUUUUUUUGAUGAUACCAGGAUGGUGUCGUGCGGCCGGGACAACGUCAGACUGUGGCGAGUCCGGAGCGGAACGCUGCGCUCGUGUCCCGUCAAUCUGGGCGAGUACCAUUCCCUGGAGUUCACCGACCUGGCCUUCGAGGAGGGGCACGCGGCCGAGCGGGAGCCGGAGGACCGCACGCUCUUCGUCUGCAGCAAGAGCGGCCACGUCUUGGAGGUGGACUACAAGAACGUCUGCAUGAGGAGCGUGCGGCGGCUCCUGCCCGCAAAAAUACAGCAGGGCAUAACAAGCGGCCCUGGGAUCGCUAUAAGCAGUAUUAGCAUCUCCUCAACCUUCUGUGCCACGGGUUCGGAAGAUGGCUACCUGCGGCUGUGGCCGCUGGACUUCUCAGCCGUUGUCUUGGAGGCAGAGCACGAAGCUCCGGUGAGCUCUGUCUGCAUCAGUCCGGACAGCCGCAAAGUCUUGUGCACGACCGCUGCUGGGAAUCUGGGCUACCUGGAUAUCCAGUCCCGGGACUAUAACACCCUCAUGCGCUCUCACGAGGACUCCAUUUUGGCAUUCUCGGUGGAGGGGAUUUGGAAGCAGAUGGCAACGGUGUCUCAGGACAAUACCAUCCGGGUCUGGGACCUCGUCUCCAUGCAGCAGCUGUAUGACUUCACGGCCGCGGAGGAAAUGCCCUGUGCCGUGGCCUUCCACCCUACCCAGCAGAUCCUGGCCUGUGGCUUUGACAGCGGGAUGGUGCGGACCUUCAGCUUGGCUGCCUCCGAUCUGCUGGUGGAGCACAAGCAGCACCGCACUGUGAUCACCGGACUGACCUUCUCUCCAGAUGGCAAUUUCAUGUUCAGCGCCUGUUUGCAGGGAACUCUGGCUCUUUACAGCUGCAUGGCGCAGAAAAGCCACGUCCUCAGAGUCCUGGGCAACGUGGUGGCCCGGGAUGCUGGGAGCGGUUCGGAUGCUUUGGUGGUCAGUGGGGACAGCCGCCUCUUGGCCUUCGUGGGUCCCUCCAAGUACGUUGUGACCGUGAUGGAGGCCUGCUCUCUAGAUGAGCUGCUGAGGGUGGACAUCAGCGUCCUCGAUUUGAACAGCACAGCCUUGAACUCCGCAGCGCGAGUCUGCUUUGCUCCGGUGCCUCGAGGCGAGCUCCUGGUGUCCACUUCUUCCAACAAAAUCCUUGUGCUUGAUGCAAAAACAGGACGACUGGUGCGAGAGGUGUCUCCCGUGCACAAGCUGUCCUGUUCUUCCUUGGCGCUGAGCGAGGACGGCAGGUACCUGCUCACUGCUGGCGACAAAGUGAUCAAAGUGUGGGACUAUCAGAUGCGCUUCGAUAUCAACUUCCAGGUGUACAUCGGCCACUCGGAGCCAGUGCACCAGGUGGCCUUCACCCCAGACCAACGGCACGUCAUCAGCGUUGGAGAUGCCAUCUUCCUCUGGGAUUUCCUAGCUCUGCCUGCAGAGGGGUCACCCCCAGAUGGGGUUUGUUCCUCUGAGUCUGCUCUGCUGCUGGGAGCAGAAGGGAGCUCUCAGGAGCUAAAGGAUGCCUCUGAGACACCUCGGCAGACAGUUCCUCUUCCAUUGCUGUCCUCGCCACCACGUUUGGAUGUCAGCUCUGUCCACCAAGCGGGAUGUCAAAGUAUUUUUUCCAAGUCGGACAAAGAGGAGGAGGAAGCAGCUCUGCCAAGCAGCAGUGGGACUGUGGCAAACGGAGACAAAGAUGCCUCGGGUUUUGUGGUGGAGUCGGUCAGAAACGAGGAGCUUGUUGUGAGGCCCAGGGUGAGGCAGGAGAGCUCGAGGUCUCCUGGAGAACCAGCAAACGAACCCAGAAAGGAGACCAAAAGUCCCGAGUCCCAGUGCUCCGUCCGCCCAGACUCCUACCGGCAUUUCACUCCUCGCUUUAAGGCAUCGGUGCUCCCCCAGAGUUUCUUAACUCCUCCAGCUGGCGAUGAGGUCUUGAAGCUGAAAGCUGUGAUCGGCUACAACGGGAACGGCAGAGGGAAUAUGGUGUGGAACCCGGACACAGGUACCCUGGGAAGGCUCUGGAGGGGCGGGAGGUGUGUGUGUGCUGAGCCAAGUUAUGAUCUUCUAGCUGUUGGCGAGACUCACGGGCUCGGCCACGCAGAGGAGAUCUCUACGCUCGCCGUCAGCCACGAUGCCCAGGUUCUUGCCUCUGCCUCGGGGAAGAGGAGUGGAGACUCCCGUUGUCAGAUCUGCAUCUGGAACGUCCAGGGUGGGGUUUGCACGGCGAGCCUCUUCCAUCAUGAGACGCAAGUACAAGCCAUGGCGUUCUCUCGGGACGACAGGUUCCUCCUUACCCUCGGGGACUACAGCGAUCAAACCAUUGCUCUGUGGAAUACCUGCACUUACGAACUCAUGUCGUCGACUUGUAUCUCGGAGCCAGUCCAUGACGUGGCUUUCAGUCCUCUUUCUCACCGAGAACUGGCCUGCGUAGGGAAGGGAGCCGUGAUGUUUUGGCUGUUGGAGCAGCAGGGAGCUGAUGUCAGCCUCAAGGUUCAUCGGGCCCCUGCCCCGGACGUGUUAGGGCCAGUGGAGCUGACCUCUCUCUGCUACGGUGCCGACACUCUUCUUUAUAGUGGCACCAACUCUGGCCAGAUCUGCGUGUGGCACACCGAGACUCAUCGCUGCUUCAUGACGUGGGAGGCCGACGAGGGCGAGAUCGGUGUGCUGGUGUGUCGACUGAAAGGUCCCGAAGCCAGGUCUAGCUCAGUCCUGCUAGAACAUGAGAUCACCCUCGACGGGACGAUAGUCAGUGCAGCCUUUGAUGACUCUCUAGAAAUGGGAAUUGUGGGCACCACGGCAGGAACCCUGUGGUACAUCAACUGGACGGAGAGCACAAGCAUCCGACUGAUCAGCGGCCACAAGAACAAGGUGACUGAAGCGUGCUUCAGUCCUGAUGAGACUCACUGCGCAACGUGCGGGGAAGAUGGCAGCGUGAGGAUUUGGUCUCUGGGCAGCAUGGAGCUGGUGGUACAGUUCCAGGUGCUCAACCAGAGCUGCCAAUGCCUGGCCUGGAAGCCCCGGCCCGUCGUUGCAUGGGGAGCUGAGAGCCAGCAUGUAGUGGCGGGGUACAGCGAUGGCACCAUCCGUGUGUUCAGCAUUUCCAGGACCGAGAUGGAGCUGAAAAUGCACCCCCAUGCCGUUGCACUGACAGCAAUCACCUACUCCACAGACGGAGAAAUGAUCUUAUCGGGGGGCAAGGACGGGCUCGUGGCUGUCAGCAGCCCUCGCACCGGAAUGACUAUCCGCGUCCUCGCUGACCACAAAGGCUCCCCCAUCACUGUUCUCCAGUGCACCAGGAAGGAGUACCGCGACUUUGGGGUGGAAGGUGGUGAGCUCUGGCUGGCCACCAGCUCGGACCGGCGGGUCAGCGUCUGGGCCUCCGACUGGCUGAAGGAUAAGUGCGAGCUCCUCGACUGGCUCAGCUUCCCAGCUCCUGCCGGCCCCGAGGGUCUCGGCAGCCUCCCACCCAGCCUGGCUGCGUUCUGUCCUUGGGAACCCGGUACCCUGGUCUACGUCGGCUUUGGGAUGCAGAAGGAAGCCUUGUUUUACAGUCUGCGCAAGAAACAGGUAGUCGAGAAGAUCACCUUGCCAUACUUCGCCACAUCGCUCAGCCUGUCUCCUGCGGCACGCUUCAUGGCUGUCGGCUUCGGCGCCCAGGUGGGGAAGACGUCUCUGAUCAUGGCUCUGGUGGGCGAGGAGUUCCCUGAAGAGGUGAGCGUGAGGCGAGAGGGACCCCUGGGCGCCUCGCCGGGUGCCCUGCCAGGCAGCGGCGGGAUGGCUCUGUCCCCAGUGGCACUGGCCCGAGGUGGGGGUGUCUGGGGCUGGCUGGAAAAGAUUCUGUUGGCUUUGCAGGUGCCUCCUCGUGCAGAGGAGAUCACGAUCCCAGCUGACGUCACUCCCGAGAAGGUCCCCACACACAUCGUGGACUACUCAGCCAUCACGUCUGGAUUUUGCUGCAAGCGUGACAGCAGCCUGGGGCUGGAGCUGCCUGGCUGUGGGGCCGGCCUGCGGCUAUGGCAAAGCUGUGCCUGGGGCUCAGGCUGCCUCCCCGCUGCAGCCAACGUGGUCUGCGUGGUGUAUGAUGUCACCAAGGAGGCCACGAUUGAGAAGGUAACAGGUCCCCCACCAGAGCCCUGA
This is a messenger RNA of Egretta garzetta (little egret), 8779 nucleotides long. RefSeq names its product WD repeat domain 90 (gene WDR90). Gene Ontology annotation, biological process: cilium movement; cilium assembly. Lineage: Eukaryota; Metazoa; Chordata; Aves; Pelecaniformes; Ardeidae. Gene Ontology annotation, cellular component: extracellular exosome; motile cilium. Gene Ontology annotation, molecular function: protein binding. The record is from RefSeq and is a predicted model, not a curated record.